This is a messenger RNA of Phlebotomus argentipes, 6134 nucleotides long. Its product is annotated as neuronal acetylcholine receptor subunit alpha-7-like. The record is from RefSeq and is a predicted model, not a curated record. Gene Ontology annotation, molecular function: transmembrane signaling receptor activity; acetylcholine-gated monoatomic cation-selective channel activity. The transcript is spliced from 12 exons. Gene Ontology annotation, biological process: chemical synaptic transmission; monoatomic ion transmembrane transport; signal transduction. Gene Ontology annotation, cellular component: postsynaptic membrane; synapse; neuron projection. NCBI's taxonomy places the organism in Eukaryota, Metazoa, Arthropoda, Insecta, Diptera, Psychodidae. The coding region runs from base 1 to 1527 and encodes 508 amino acids.
AUGCUAAUGAUACCACGCGGAAGCUGUAAGGCGGGUAUUUACGAAAAACGUCUUCUGCACGAUUUAUUGGAUCCGUACAAUGUUCUGGAACGUCCAGUGGUGAAUGAAUCUGAUCCACUGCAGCUCAGCUUUGGUCUAACGCUGAUGCAAAUAAUCGAUGUGGAUGAGAAAAAUCAGCUCCUCGUGACAAAUAUUUGGUUGAAAUUGGAGUGGAAUGACAUGAACCUGCGAUGGAACACGUCAGAGUACGGCGGUAUCAAGGAUCUGAGGAUACCACCGCACAGAAUAUGGAAGCCCGAUGUUCUCAUGUACAACAGUGCCGAUGAGGGGUUCGAUGGCACGUAUCCAACCAACGUGGUUGUUCGCAAUAAUGGUUCCUGCCUCUAUGUGCCACCGGGAAUUUUCAAGUCAACGUGCAAAAUUGACAUCACAUGGUUUCCCUUCGACGACCAGCGGUGUGAGAUGAAAUUCGGUAGCUGGACCUAUGAUGGAUUUCAACUCGAUUUACAACUUCAGGAUGAGACAGGUGGUGACAUAAGCAGUUUUGUUACAAACGGCGAAUGGGAUUUACUCGGCGUCCCGGGGAAGAGGAACGAAAUCUACUAUAACUGUUGCCCGGAACCGUAUAUUGACAUCACGUUUGCUAUCAUUAUCCGCCGAAGGACUUUGUACUAUUUUUUCAAUUUAAUUGUGCCAUGUGUGUUGAUCGCCUCAAUGGCUCUACUAGGAUUUACACUGCCACCAGAUUCGGGAGAGAAGUUAUCACUAGGUGUAACGAUUUUACUGUCACUCACCGUUUUCCUGAACAUGGUUGCUGAAACAAUGCCAGCCACAUCGGAUGCUGUUCCACUUCUAGGAACAUAUUUCAACUGUAUAAUGUUUAUGGUUGCAUCUUCAGUCGUAUCGACGAUAUUAAUAUUAAAUUAUCAUCAUCGCAAUGCUGACACAUAUGAAAUGUCCGAUUGGAUAAAACUCAUAUUUUUAUAUUGGCUACCUUGCAUUUUGAGAAUGAAUCGGCCGAGACGUAACUUAUCGAUGGAAUACCCUCCGACACCUUGUUCCGACACCUCCGAUCGAAAGCAAACUAUCCACGAUGUAGAAUUAAAGGAAAGAUCAUCAAAAUCUCUGCUCGCCAAUGUCUUAGAUAUUGAUGAUGAUUUUCGACACAAUUGUAGAACUUUAACUCCCGGUGGAACUAUACCACACAAUCCCACAUAUUUUCGUACGGUUUAUGGACCAGGGGAUGAUGGCAGUAUCGGACCAAUAGGAGGCACUCGGAUGCCAGACGCUAUAACACCGCAUACGUGCAUAAAAUCGUCAGCUGAUUAUGAGUUAGCCUUAAUCCUCAAAGAGAUACGUUUCAUUACUGAUCAGCUCCGAAAAGAAGAUGAGGAGAGCGAAGUUGCACGUGACUGGAAAUUUGCAGCAAUGGUCGUUGACAGAUUGUGCCUUAUAAUUUUCACUUUUUUUACAAUAGUUGCAACAAUAGCUGUUCUAUUUUCGGCUCCACAUAUUAUUGUCUCGUAGCCAUAUGAGAGGGGUUAUUGUUAUUGGUUUUAUCACAAAAUCAAUUUGUUAAUUAUUAAAUUUGUAUCUAAACUUCUUAAACUCUAACAUUCUCCCACCCACUCACUCAACAUUCACCAUCUCUUUUCUCUAUGCAUAAAACUAUACCUACAAGAAAUCCGCGUCAUUUUAGCAAUUUUUGCUAGGUUAGUGAAGAGACUUAACGUGAUUAGGAUAUACAUAUAUUUAGGUAAAAAUGAAUAAAUACGAGUGGAGGUCAUCUUCUUCAUCUUGCGAGGAAGCACUCAAAGAUCAUUUAUUCACGCGUCAUGGAAAAAAUUUUAAAUGAAUUUUUGAAUAAAUACCAAAGUUAUUCAUAUACCUAAAUUGCAUAUAAAAAUAUGUAUAUGAAAGAUAUAUAUAUAUAUAUAUAUAUAUUAUAUAGGAAAUGAAGAAUGAAAUGUACUUGACAAGUAUUCAAAGACACACAAUUGAAGAAAACCAAUGCAUUGCAAUUUUCAUAAAGAAUUUUGUAAAUAUUUUUUUCCAAUGGAAAUUGAAAUUAAGCGUAAUGUAACUAAUAUAACAAAAAAAAUUACUAUCGUCGUUCAACUAUAAUUACCAGAUGAGAUGAUGUGAAAGAUGAAAAGAUUCAAAUAAUGAUGCUUACGUUUUUAAGAAUUUAGAGAGUAAUUCUUAACAUGAAAUUAAAAUCAUAUAUUAUAAUCAUCGUAAAUAUAACCAAUUUUUCAAUUAAAUUUGAUGUCGUAAUUCACCAAUUCGGAUAUCAUACUGUUGUUGACAAUGUAUUCAGCAUUUUUUCGGUUUCGAAAAUUGGUUUUUCAACUAAAAUCAAGUAUAAUGCAUUCAAGCGCUCGGCAUGAUCCGAAGAGAUUGAAUACUUUUGAAAGCAAGAGAAAAUAUAUUUAACACGAUGCCCACCCGCCCACCGUUCUCUAUAACAUAUGAAAUAAUGACUACCAAGAGAUAAUUACCGAAUUUCAUAAUAAUAAUGCAAUAUUUAAAAGCGAUACCACUAUUAAAAAAAAAUCAUCACAUUAAAUGCAUACCAAAGACAGUCAAUACUAAUAUUUGACCAUAUCACUUUCACUUUUACAAAGACACCAGAGUACAUUUUUGAGAAAGGAAAACUAACUACUUCGUAACACUUACACACAAUAUUUCCUUAAUUUUUUAAACAUACAUUCAUGGAAGACAAACAACCAGAGACUACAACUUUAAAUUCACAAUUCUUUCACAUUUUUCUAUACAAUUAUAUCUGUUUCAAGUUCGUGAUGUCCAAAUAAGCCUGCCAUUUUAAAAAAAGAAGAAGAAUAAAAGAAACAAAUAAAUAGGAGAAAUGAAAAAAGAAUAUUAAAUAAAGACAUUCAUAUAAAGGAAAAGCCCCAUUAAAUAUAAUUCCCAAUUAAAUAUACCAUAUUUUAUCAUCCAAUCAACCAAAAAUGAAUAUAUAAAAUUAAACAAUAAGUUUAAAUUCAUAAAGAUUUUAACAGGGAAUGGUACCUUUUCAAAAAAAUAAAUAUUUAAAAGACAUGAAUUAACAAAAAAAAGAGAUCAAUUUUAAUGAUGAGCAAGAGACGAUAUCCCCAGAGAAACACAGAAAACAUUACCAUGAAAAACUGGUUUCAAUUUUUUGAUAGAUUUUUAUAUGUACAUACAUAAAACUUAGUUUUCGUACGACUAAUUUAAGUCUUUUGGUUGCUCCUCCUUUUUCUAUAUACUCAACCUAAAUAUAUUCUCAUAUGUACGAUACAAAAAUAUGUACCGAAGACAAAAGCACACACCUUUUUAAUCUAUUCUGUGUGUGAAAAUCGUAAUUUGCUAUAAAUGCAAAAUCAAUACCUUAAUUAUAUGUAACUUUAAAGGAAAAAUAGUGAGAAAUGAUAGGUAAAUAGUUAAUUUUUUGAAAUACAGCUGGAGUUGUAUUAAAUGAAGAAAAAAGAAACUCUAUAGAAGAUUAUAGAUAAGAGUUUAUAGAGAAAUUGAAACUAUAUAAGAGAUUAUAUUAUCAUCUAUCAUGAAUAGAUAAAAAGGAGUGAAAUUUUUGGAUUCGGUUCCAAAGAUUCAAUAUUACACACUUUCAUCCGAUUCAUCUCAAGUCACGCCAAUUAUUCUUAUACGAUUUAAUGUGUAAGAAUAGGCGAAGAACGCAUUUAUUGUCGCAGCUAUAAAACAUGAGGAAAAAAACAAAUUUUAAGAAUCAUUGUAAAUUUUACUAUUUCCAUUUUUACUCAAUUUGUUUAUAUCUAUCGUUGAUGAAUAAUUGUAUAAAGAUUGCAUAAUGUAUUAAGAGAAAAAUAUAUAGACAAAUCGAAUUAUUGAUAGCAAAUAUGGAAAGGAAAAUACACUGAAUUGUAAAUCUUUCCUACUUGAAAAACUAUAAACUAACUUGGAAACACAGCACGAAAUCGGUUGACAUUGAUCGUACGACAGUACUAACUCUUUAAAACCACUUUUAGUUAAUACGAAAAUAUCCGUUUUAGGGUCCUUAUUGCAAAAAUUGAAUCUUGGGAAUCACUGCAUUUCGUGCUGUGCUGCGUGAGUUAAAUUGACAUUAUUUACUUAUAAAAAAAAGACAUUUUGCAUGAGAAUUGCCAUGCAAUGCAAGUGAAAAUAGUUAAAAUUUCAAUGUAUUUUCGUGAAGAGUUGAAAGAAUAUUUUAAACAAGAAGACUUCUAUACUUUCGGGAAUCGUAUGAUCUGUUUAUGUGUAGAACAUCCAAAUGAUCAAAUAAUUUAUUGACAUCCUAUAAAGUAAAGUGUAGCCUAAACAAGCAAUAUCUGUUGUCAUCAGUUGAAUUGCAUUUUAAUGCGAAAAGAUUAUCUCUGUUGGACACUCAAAUUCUUUAUUAUUCUCCUGACUAAAUUCAAUGGCAUGGACCUCGAUGGAAUAUCUAAUGAAAGGUUGAUAGCUGAUGUGGGAAAAGAUAAAAUAAUCACAAUAUGUGCUUGUAUAAAAUAUCCACUGGGGGCGAUAAACAAUUUUCCUCGUGUGAAGGCAAGAUCAUGGCUUCAAGAACAAACGAACUGUUAAUAAAUUUGAAGAUAUGGGAAAAUUGGAGGACAAAAUUCGCGAAAAAAAAGGAAUUUUAAAAAUAAAAGACAUGGAAACAACUAAAAGUAAUUAUCAACAGCACGACUGUGAUAUAUUUAAUGUCGUUGUUCAAGAAUUAAGACGAAAUAAAAGAUAUAAUGAAAAUUUACUUAAAAAAAAGAGUUCAUUAAGAAUCAUCGUUAGUCGGCCAGAUAAAAAAAAGUCUUUAGUGUAUAAAUUGUGGGCAGGUUAGAAAAUUUACAAUUCGUUUCCUCCAAAAACCAAAAACACCCACUCAGAGCGCACUUUAUCUUUUAUCUCUUAUCUCGGAAUAUUUUCAAGCUCACAAACUUCACACAAAUAUAACCUUGAGCUGGCGUGUUAUUACAUGAAAUAAAAGAGAGUAUCUUUUGUCGUAUUAGUAUUGUUAAAUUGCCAAAACAAGUCGUUGAUGAACGAAUAUGAAAAAAAAAUUAGUUAAUUAUGAAGAGAUUUUUAUACAGAAGAUAUGGAUCAAAUUGGUUUGCAAUCGAAAACUUGACAGUGAAAGAGAUUUGUGAAAAAUUUGAAACCGUAGUAAAUUUUUACUGAACGCAUAAAUAAGAACGAUGAAGCAACAACAAAUAGGCAUAUAUGGAAAACCAAAGCACAAAAAUCAAUAUUAGAAAUACAAGUUAGUCUCACUUCUGAUUUUGAACGCAUUGAGAAACGAGACGUUUGAAAACCUAUACAAAUAAAUUCUCACUCGCAAAAGUAAUUAAGAAUACAAACAACAAAAAAAAAUGCAGAGCAGUCUAUGUACUGAAAGUUCAAUAGAAUGAUAAAGGAAGCCAUUUCAUAGCCACCAAGUUUAAUAUUACUUAAUAGGGGACAACUUGAUGAUAUAAAGGCUUUUAAUAAAUUCACACAUUUUCAUAUUUAAAUAAUUCAUAAAAAUCAUUAUUAAAUUCAUAAUAAUAAGGAAUAGUAAAAAAGAAAUGAACAAAUUUAAUAGUAAAGUAAACGUCAAUAAGUAAUAAAACUAAUAAAUGAAUAUUAAAAAUAAUAAUGGAGUCAUUCGCAAUUAAACUCAUCAACUAAAUUAGUAAUAUCUUGACAGAGCAAGAGAGAAACAAAUAUUGGUAGGUUUUUUUAAAAGUGAAUAAUUUUCUCAAUAGAUUGUAAUCACAGAUCGUAUUCAAGUUAAUCAGUACGGUAUUCAGAUUCACGAGAAUGGUUAGCUGAAAUUCAGGAUGACAAAACUACAAAAUGUAACUCAUUAAUUAGCUAACCUAGAGAGUCACACUUUAUAUCGAAAUUUGACAAGAGAAGGUAAAAAAAACAUAGAUAGAAAAUUUGAGGUGACUGUGAAGUCUCAAAUUUGACACCGUAAAAACUCUUCAUGAUGUCUAAGUGAAUACAAUAUUUAAUCAAUACAUUUUUUGUAUAUUGUAAACAGUAAUGUAAUUUUAUAAAUUGUUUUACAGAGAGAAAAACUGAUGAUAAUUUGAAAAAAAGAGAAUCGUAUAAAUAUAAUUAAAUGAUAAAACUAAAAUAAUAAAAAUUCGAAUAAAAUAAAAAUAAUAUUUGAGAAA